AGCCCCAAGACCAAAACAAAAAAAAUUUUCAUCUGUAAAGGAAACGCGACAAAAGAGAGAGAGAGAGAGAGAGAGAGAGAGAGAGAGAGGAAGGUGGGCUUUAAAAGAGAGAGACUCGUGGAGGCUUUACUGAAGCGAUGCGUGGAACAAAGCUGACACAAAGUGGCCACACCAUCUUCUUCUUCUCCGCCUUAUAACGACGAUAGAUUCACAAUCUGCGAUUCUUAAUAACCCUAAUCUCUACGCUUAUUUCCUUCCUAAACAAGACAUGACGGAGACGACAAAGGUGAUGUACAUAGUGGUGGUCGACGGCGAUGUUGAUAUAACGACGGCCAUUGUGGAAGAAGACGGUACCGGGAAUUGGAAAGAUUCGUUUAGGUAUACGCGUCCGGUUUUGCAGAGUACUCUCCAGCUCAUGGGAUGCAAAGCGCGUCACGCCUUCAAGAUUAGCCGCAGGGUUUUCGAGUUAAUAAGAAGUGAGGGAUCAUUAAUACUUUCACCCUCUCAUGGGAAAGAAUCUGUAUUUGGGAAGACAUGUGAUACUCCUUCAGCUUGUGAUGUUGUAGAAAAGGUUAACAAAGUUAAUUUCUCAGCUACCAAUGAUAUUGCUGAUGAUAAGAGCAAAAGCAAGCCGUUUGAGAUGUAUAAAAAGCGAACGACCGCCGUUGUUACAAGAGAGGUGUUCUUAAACGUUGUAUGUGACGCUCUUGCUGAGUACAAGUAUGUGGGUCAUGACCAAAGAGCAGACUUGAUUCUGGCUUGCAAGAUUAGAGAAAGGAAAGAAUCUGUGACGGUUCUGUUAUGUGGCACUAGUGGCUGUGGCAAAUCUACACUCUCUGCACUUUUGGGAAGCAGGUUGGGGAUUACGACGGUUGUCUCAACCGACUCAAUCCGUCAUAUGAUGAGAAGUUUCGUUGAUGAGAAGCAGGAUCCUCUGCUUUGGGCAUCAACCUACCACGCUGGAGAGUACCUCGACCCUGUGGCAGUUGCCGAGUCAAAAGCCAAAAGAAGAAGAGCCAAGAAGUUGGAUAGUUAUGGAAAAUCAAUACUUGAUGAAGAGAAACCAAAUGCCUCUGAAGGUGUUAAGUCCAGUAAUACUUUGUUAAGUCGCAAGCAAAUGGCUGUAGAAGGGUUUAAGGCACAGAGUGAAAUGGUGAUUGAGAAUCUCGAUAGACUCAUUACCUCAUGGGAAGAAAGGAAAGAGUCUGUGGUUGUUGAAGGUGUCCAUCUAAGCCUUAACUUUGUGAUGGGACUAAUGAAAAAGCAUCCUUCCAUCGUUCCAUUCAUGGUUUACAUCUCAAACGAGGAGAAACAUUUGGAACGGUUCGCAGUGAGAGCCAAGUACAUGACCCUGGACCCAGAGAAAAACAAGUAUGUGAAGUAUAUACGUAACAUAAGAACCAUACAGGACUACUUGUGUAAACGAGCAGACAAGCAUUUAGUUCCCAAGAUAAACAACACCAACGUGGACAAGAGCGUGGCAGCGAUCCACGCUACGGUCUUCAGCUGCAUGCGUAGGCGAGAAGCAGGAGAGCAGCUCUAUGACGCUACCACCAACACCGUCUCCGUGAUAGACGACGAGUAUAGGAACCAGUGCACGGCUAACACGCUGAGUUCCAAAGGAAUGUUUCAGCUGAUCCAGAGGAAAGGCUCCUCUAGGAACCUGAUGGCUCUUCUGAAUACUGAUGGAACUUUCGCGAGAACUUGGCCGCUUGCUGGUGGUAAGGUUGAUCAUGAGACCGGGAAGCCUGUUGUCUUUUGUAAUGAGACGAAUGGAAUGGAGCAUCCUGUUUAUGGAUACUUACAGAAAGCCGAACCGGUGAAUCUUCAGUUUGGUCUGUUUGGGAUCAGUGCUUGGCCUAGUGAUGGAGCUACGAGCCGAGCUGGGAGUGUAGACUUGGGUGAAAACGCUAGUAGGCAUUAUUCUUCUUGCUGCAGCUCGCCUAGGAUGUCUGAAGGAAACUCCAAAGAGCUUAAGGAGGAGCAGUCCGUGCAUGGUAGCGAUGAAGAAGUUGAAGAUGAUCCUCCUGAGCAAGAAGAUACAGAUUUUAGCGAUGAUGAUGAUGAUAACAAGCGAGACCAUGACGAGGUGGGAUCGGUUGAUGAGCAGUCUACAAAGUCAGAUGAGGAGUACGAUGAUCUUGCUAUGGAAGACAAAAGUUACUGGACGGAUGACGAGGAAGAGUCACGAGAUACGGUCGCGGUAAUGUCUGAGAAGAACCACAAGCCGGCAACAAAAGAUGACAAGUACAUACAGAACUUGGACCUUUUUCUUCGGACCGCCGCGAACCAGCAGCUGGUCGAGCCGCUCGAGCUAUGCGCAUCGCUGCUCACGUGCGAGUAUGGAGAUGGGAGACUUUGGUCGGGUAAAGAAAAGAUGAGGAAGCGUUCUCUAAGCAUCUCGGCUCUUGGAAAACGUGGGUCGGGUUUGGGUGAUCCGAUUCUUUUGGGUGCCCCAUGAUAAAACUCCUUUAGUUAGUUAAUUAUGGUUUAGUGUUUAGUUUAACUUUUGUGGGUUCGUGUGUGUGUGUGUAUAGUCGUUAAUUACUUGUUUAAAACUUUGGGAUUGUUCAACACUUUUUUUCUUAUGACUUGAGACCUUAGAUUAUGAACUUUGAUCUCAGAUUUUAAGACUUAAGUCUAUACUUACGUUUUAUUGGGGAGCUGUAAAAGCAAGUAGAAUCUUGGAUU
Molecule: messenger RNA, 2691 nt
Organism: Raphanus sativus (radish)
Lineage: Eukaryota; Viridiplantae; Streptophyta; Magnoliopsida; Brassicales; Brassicaceae
Product: P-loop NTPase domain-containing protein LPA1 homolog 1
Exons: 8
Coding region: 269-2461 (730 amino acids)
Source: RefSeq, a predicted model, not a curated record